Molecule: messenger RNA, 1827 nt
Organism: Paramecium sonneborni
Lineage: Eukaryota; Ciliophora; Oligohymenophorea; Peniculida; Parameciidae
Source: the annotation of a GenBank genome assembly
AUGGGAAAUAAUUAAACUUAAAACGAAGGAAAAUCAAAAAGGAAGGAUCAUUUACAAUUACUCUUUAGCAAUAACAAAAAAUAGAUGUAUGAUUUAAUUGAUUUAAAUUUUAGUAUUUUUUCUAAAUUAUCGUAGAAAACAUUAUCAUUUCUGACUAGUUUUUUGAGUAUAUAAGAGUACCAUAACAUAUUAUUAACUUCAAAAGUUACCUAUUAAUUAUUUAUUCAAACAUCAGGUUGUUUUCAGAUUGAAUGUCACAGACUUUUAAAUAUUUAGGGAGAUUAAAUUAUUUCAUAAAAUUGGAAAAAAAUCAUCUAAAGCCUUGUAUUCAUUCCGAUUAAAGGGAUACCUUUCAGUGGAGCAAUUAAAAGUGUUCGGUUGUAGUUAAAAGAGCUUCCAAUUACAAUAGAAGAAAAAGUUAAUUAUAGUGGAUUUUAGAAAGCCAUUCUAUAUUUUAAAAAUAAAUCAAAUUUUAAUAAUUUAUCAUGUCCAUAUUAUGAAUAUUAGGAUUCAAUAUCAUUUGCUGUAAAAAAUUAAGAUUUGAUCUUAAGACUAAGAUAAGGAAUGGAAAUCUAUAUAUAAUUGCCAUAAUUGCUUAUGUAAAUUUACACUUUGCAUGAUUAUAUUAAAAUAUAUAGUCUAUAUCUGGAAAUUAAAUUUUUAAAAUGUAAUUUGUAAUAAUUUAUCCAAAUUUGGCAUCAUUAUAAAGGAUGGAUAAGCAUAUUAGAAUAAGAAACAGCUAGUUUAAUUGAUUAAUUUAAUAAUAUAAUCAAUACUGCUUUCCCUCAUAAUAUACUACCUAAUUAUACUAUUCGAUAAUUUAUGGUCAUUUAAUGGUUAAAAAAAUCAGAUAAAGGAGAAGUUAUUGUUAUGUUAAGAGAAGAAUUUAGAUUAAAAAUGAUUGAAAGUAGAAAUAAGAAUAUUAAAUUUUAAGAAUUGAGAGACUAUGUCUAAUAUUUAAUUGAUAUUAGUACAAAUUAAACAAAUAUUCAUUAAUAUGGAUAUUAUAAUUUUGAAUACUGUCAAGAAUUACAUAAAUUGAUAAAUUUGGCAGUAGAUUUAACUCCAUUACUGACAAUUGAUUAUUAAACUGAUGAAAAGAUUCUAAUUUAUAUAUUUGGCUAAUACAUUUAUGAUUAUCAUAUAUUUGAAUUGUUAUCCUCUUAUAGAAUUGAAUAAUUCAAAUAAUAAAUAAAAGAGUAUUAAUAAGACAGUCAAAAAAUGUCUAAAUUUUCUUUGAAAAACAUUGAAGAUUAACAAUUAUUCUCUAGCAAUAAUAAUUUAGAUGAUGAAAUACAAAGAUUUAAUUAUCAUUUAUCUAUGUAAUACAAUGUCUAAUUUUAAAUAAAAUCCUUAUUCAAAUCAAUUUCUUAUUAAAAUGAUGAUAAUUGUUCUUCAUAAGAAAUUGUUUAAGCAGAUAGUUUAUAGGCAUCGGCUAUAUCAUUUGCAUCUACUAAUUGCAGUUCCUUUUUUUCAAGCAGUAAAAAUAAUGAUUAGUUAUAUCAUUAUAUUAGAUAUUAUUAAACAGAAAUUUUUAACAAGAUUUAGCUAUUUUAUAAAAGGGAAAUAGCCAUUAGUCAAUAGAAACAAGAUAUUGGAUCACAAAAUUAUUAAAUUUAUGACAUCCCUGAACUUGGAUAAUAUUAGGAAUUAUAAUUUGCAUAACUAUGGGAAUUAUUUUAAUAAAGAAUGCAACAAUCUAAUCCAACAUUUAUGUCAGAGAAACGAUUAACAAUAUCAAUUUUUAAUUAAUAAUUAAAUCUACAGCAAAUUUGCACUAAGGAACUCUCCUAAGCAGAAUAGCUGUUGAUUAAUAUUCUUAAAUGA